Ornithodoros turicata is the source of this 930-nucleotide messenger RNA. RefSeq lists its product as uncharacterized. Gene Ontology annotation, molecular function: nucleic acid binding; RNA-DNA hybrid ribonuclease activity. The coding region runs from base 1 to 930 and encodes 309 amino acids. The transcript has a single exon. NCBI's taxonomy places the organism in Eukaryota, Metazoa, Arthropoda, Arachnida, Ixodida, Argasidae. The record is from RefSeq and is a predicted model, not a curated record.
AUGACACACCCACGGUGGUCGCGGCAGCUCGCGUUGGAGCACAUUUACUCGCUUCAUGACCAGCGAGUACCCAUAUACACCGAUGGCUCGGUGAUACCAGGCGGGUCGGCAGCAGCCUUCUACGUGCCUCACUCCCACUGCAGCCGUGGGUUCAAACUCCCGUACGAGACUUCAUCCACCGAAACCGAAAUGAUCGCCAUUCAUGAAGCCCUGAAGUUCAUCUCGGCAUCCGUUCCCGCACCAUGGACCAUCUUUACAGGCAGCAUGGCGGCGCUAGAAGUGCUGUCAUCAUUCUCGAUCCCCCUUGUUCAGGACAUUGGCGCGCUCAUCGUUCAGUGCCUCAGCCGUCUCGCCCGCGCGGGCCACAGCGUCUGGCUUCAGUGGGUCCCCGGUCACACAGGCCUCCCCGGCAACACAUCCGCCGACGCCGCUGCGAAGCAGGCCCACACCUCUGCACCAUUGUUAUCGGUCCCGCUAUCACCCUCGUCAUGCCGACUCCACAUACGCCGCAUGUGCGCCCAGCACACUCGCCUCUUCACUGAGAGUGCCGUCCGAGCCCGCACUUUCCUUCAUUCCAUCGAUCCCAAGAUGGAGCUCACCAUCCCACUGAGCCUCUCUCGAAGGGAGAGCUCACUCCUUCACCGCCUACAACUCAAUGUCGCUAAGACCCCAUCGCGCCAGUUCCUCAUGGGCAACAUAGGUUCCCCACUAUGCACGAAAUGUGGUGUGGUGGCGGACACUACCCACCUCCUCCUGCACUGCCGCCUUUACUCCUCAGCCAGAGCCGCACUUGAGCAACAGCUCACACACCUUGGCCUGCACCUCACGCUGCGGACCUUACUCGGCCCCGUGCAGCGCGCCCGACAGUGCGUAGUCACCAGACUGCUCCUCCGCUACCUCGCUGCAACCGACCUACUGGUCGCCCUGUGA